GUCCCAUGAGCUUCUUCAAUCCUAAUUAUUGUGAAGAUCAUGCUGGAUUGAUUGCUCUAUUCCUUUCUCAUUUUGAUGAAGUAUCCAAUGUGUGAUAAUGCCUUUAUCUUUAUGCAUGGACUUUGAUUUUUUCCUCUCUUUUUUUCCUAAUUUAUUUCUCCCAACAUCAAUUCUGCACAAUCUGCUCCUUAGAGCGCAUGCAUGUCAAAUAUUGAUGCUUAAGAACUCUAGUUCACUCGCUCCUAGGUUGAUGCAGUAGUUUACUUGGUGGAUGCCUAUGACAAAGAGAGGUUUGCAGAGUCAAAGAGGGAGUUGGAUGCCCUCCUGUCAGAUGAAGCUCUUGCAAACGUUCCGUUCCUUAUCCUAGGCAACAAGAUUGAUAUUCCCUAUGCUGCUUCAGAAGAAGAGCUACGUUACCAACUUGGACUGACCAAUUUUACUACUGGUAAAGGGAAGGUGAUUCUUACACAGUCCAACGUCCGUCCUCUUGAGGUCUUCAUGUGCAGCAUUGUUCGCAAGAUGGGUUAUGGGGAUGGCUUCAAGUGGUUAUCACAAUACAUCAAAUAGAAUCAAAAGGUUUAUAGCAUGUGUCCCUGUAUUCUUGAGGACCUUCUAACUGCCAUUCAUGCAGUGUGAGGCUGGGGUUCAAUUAACCAAAAAAAAUUUAUUUGUUUCCGUUGGUAUUGGAUUUAACAGCCACAAAAUUUGGUCAAAUCAAAUGACACUUCACAAAAUUGUAUUCUCUGAAAGAUUCUGAUUGUGUGAAGCUACUUCUUUGAUAGAUUCUAAUUCUUGUCCAUUGUGUUUGUCAGUCAGGAAAAAGUGAAAAACCCAAUAAACUUUUGUCAUUUUAUGCAGUUGCAAUGUAACAAUAGAGUGAGCACCUUUUC
Molecule: messenger RNA, 890 nt
Organism: Rubroshorea leprosula
Lineage: Eukaryota; Viridiplantae; Streptophyta; Magnoliopsida; Malvales; Dipterocarpaceae
Source: the annotation of a GenBank genome assembly